Penicillium atrosanguineum is the source of this 1584-nucleotide messenger RNA. RefSeq names its product cytosine permease. Lineage: Eukaryota; Fungi; Ascomycota; Eurotiomycetes; Eurotiales; Aspergillaceae. The transcript is spliced from 3 exons. Gene Ontology annotation, molecular function: transmembrane transporter activity. Gene Ontology annotation, biological process: transmembrane transport. The record is from RefSeq and is a predicted model, not a curated record. Bases 1 to 1584 code for a protein of 527 amino acids. Gene Ontology annotation, cellular component: fungal-type vacuole membrane; plasma membrane.
AUGAUUGGCUUCGAGUCACGAGAGGCCGACCUGGAGAAGGCGCCUCAGGUCGACAACGCGUACGAGAGCCGCAGCAACGACACCACCGAGAUCUACGAACCUGGCCACACCAAUGCUGUCCCCGGCGAAACCUUCGAAUAUGGCAACUCGCUCUAUGCGAAGAUCCAGCGUCUCGCCGGUAAGAUCAACGUCGAGCAGCGAGGCAUUGAGCGUGUGCCCGCGGAGGAGCAAACGGAUACCUCCUACUUCAACAUCGGCAGCAUGUGGCUGGCCGCAAACAUGGUCGUGAGCUCGUUCGCCAUUGGUGUGCUCGGCAAGUCCCUGUUCUACUUGGGCUUCGUUGAUGCCAUCCUCGUCUGUAUCUUCUUCAACUUGCUGGGCGUUUUGACCGUGUGUUUCUUCUCCUGCUUCGGCCCCGCCUUCGGUUUGCGCCAGAUGGUGCUCUCUCGUUUCUGGUUCGGAUGGUGGCCAGUCAAGUUCGUGGCUUGUCUGAACGUUAUCGCCUGUGUCGGUUGGUCUGCUGCCAAUGCCAUCGUCGGUGCCCAGCUCCUCAAUGCAGUCAACAGUGAUGUUCCUGGUUACGCCGGCAUCCUCGUUAUUACCUUCGCUACUCUCUUCAUCACCUUCGCCGGAUACAAAGUCGUUCACGCUUACGAGUACUGGAGCUGGAUCCCCACCUGCAUCGUCUUCAUCAUCGUGCUCGGAUGCUUCGCCCACUCCGGUGAUUUCCUCAACCUUCCCAUGGAUACCGGCACCUCUGAGCUCGGUAAUGUCCUGUCCUUCGGCUCGACCAUCUACGGCUUCGCAACUGGCUGGACUAGUUACGCCGCCGAUUACACCGUGUACCAGCCGGCGGACCGCAGCCGCCGCAAGGUGUUUGGUGCCACCUGGCUCGGUCUGAUCAUUCCCCUUCUCUUUACUGAGAUGCUGGGCAUCGCCAUCUACACCGCCACUGAUCUGAACGGUGGCGUCAACAAGUACGCCGCCGGUUACACAGCCUCCGGUAAUGGUGGUUUGCUCAACGCCGUCCUCGAGCCUCUUGGCGGAUUCGGCAAAUUUUGUCUGGUCAUUCUGGCCCUGUCCAUUAUCGCCAACAACUGCCCCAACCUCUACUCCGUCUCUCUGACCCUCCAAGUUCUGAGUCGCUACACCCAGCGCGUGCCCCGUUUCAUCUGGACUUUCCUCGGCGGCUGUGCGUCCCUCGCCAUCGCCAUUCCCGGUUACUCGGACUUCGAGACCGUCCUGAACAACUUCAUGAACUUCAUCGCCUACUGGCUUUCUAUCUACUCCGGAAUCGCCAUCGCCGACCACUUCGUCUUCAAGCGCGGUUUCCGUGGAUAUAACCCGGAGAUUUACGACCAGCGCGAUAAGCUUCCCAUUGGAAUUGCCGCUAGUAUCGCGUUCUGCUUCGGUGUCGCCGGUAUGGUUACCGGUAUGAGCCAGACGUGGUUUGUGGGUCCGAUUGCCCGGCACGCUGGUGCUCUGCCUUAUGGUGGUGAUGUCGGUUUCGAGCUUGGCUUUGCCUUUUCGUUUACCGUGUAUUGUGCCUUGAGACCGUUUGAGCUUCGUUAUUUCGGUCGAUAA